This is a messenger RNA of Anguilla rostrata (American eel), 1988 nucleotides long. RefSeq lists its product as uncharacterized. NCBI's taxonomy places the organism in Eukaryota, Metazoa, Chordata, Actinopteri, Anguilliformes, Anguillidae. Gene Ontology annotation, molecular function: protein binding. The record is from RefSeq and is a predicted model, not a curated record. The transcript has 12 exons. Bases 186 to 1973 code for a protein of 595 amino acids.
UUUUAAUUUACAGCUAUAGUGGAGUGAAUCAGCUGCCGCAAACACUGGUGUUGGUAACGGGAAGCUGCAGCAGUCCUGUGUUCUCUGUCUGUUGGGUUCUAAACGUCAGCGCCUCCGCGAAGAGACCAGAUACCAAGAUAUGGCUGGACAGCAAUGAACUUACACCCAUAGGAAGUAAAGGCAAAAUGGUGUCGUUGAUGGUAACGACACUGGAUGUACACAUAUUACGCGCGGACUAUGAAGGAAUCUCCCAUGUGUGGAACUUUUCAGUUGUUUCCAAUUCCAUCAAUGUGAGCAGUGCGCACAGAACUGCGUAUCUCCCCUCCAGCAGAAGUGGGGGCAGGUAUUUCAACUCGUAUGGAAGAAUGCCACGGGACUCCACUCUUGCCCAUGCACUUAAUGAGCUGGAAAACCAUUGCUUGACCUGGGAAGCUCUCAAGACAUUCCAGCCAAAUGAAGUGUUUCCCUGUGAAAACGACACUCAUUAUCUCUACCAAAAGGAGGACUUUAUCAUUGCACUUGGCCACACCCACCGCUUUCCACUGAGGGCGGAGUCUCGGGGUGCCUCCACGCUAUUGGUCUCCUGGCAAGGGAGCCCCCGUGUCCCCCCCGACCCCCUGCACAGAGUGGCGCUGUACCGGCCGGACCUGGACGGCCUGGCGGUCCUGUGCAACGAGACCACGCGCAGGUGGCACUACCGAUUCGCUGGCCUGGACGGCUGCCGGAGCUACGUGGCGUGUGUGGAGAUGGCGCUCGGCCCCGCGGUCCUGUGCCUCACUGCGCUGACCGAUCCUGACGUGCCCAGGAACUUCAGGGUGACCGCUUGGGACAGCAACAGCGUGACCGUGGGAUGGGACUGCCCCCCGAGCGACCCCGCCUCGGGCCUCACCGCCUUCCUGCUCACGGUCUUCCACGUGGACGGCUCUGGCCACGUCCUGGAGGAGAGGAGCUUCAGACACACGCUGGGCAGCCCGGUGUUCACCGUGGGCAGCUUGCCUCCCUGUAGCAGGGUGCAGCUGGGGCUUCAGGUGGUGUGCCAGUCUGUGGGCCAGUCUACGGGCCAGUCUGUGGGCCAGUCCCGCCUCAGCAGGAUGGUCCUCAGCGAUGGAAACUCUGCAAACUCUGAAAUCAUAAACCUACACCAGUCCUCCUUUGGCUCCCGCAACUAUACGGUGAGCUGGUCUGUGCAGAACAUCUCCUCCAUCUCCAGCUUUAAGGUGUACCACCAGGGGGAGCUCCAGAGCUCCACGCUCCUCACCUGGCACACAGUGACAGGCCUGCUUCCCUGCCACCAGUACAGCUGCAGGGUGGAAGCCCUGUGUGGGGACAGCACGGUCAUGAGCGUUAGCACCAUCCAGACAAAAACAGGCCCUGGUGAAGUGUUGGAUCUCCGAUUUAGGCAGAAGGACUCGAUAGCCCUGUGGAGCGGCAGGUCUGGGGUGGGCGUGGCCUUCUUGUACCGCCUCUCUGAGAGGGGCGGCCCGAGCGUCCGGAAGGGGAGGCUGGCAGGCCCCCCCCUGCCUCUGCCGGGCCUGAGGCCUGGCUCCCCGUAUGACCUGGAGGUGGUGCCAGAGUGCGAGGGUGGCGAGCGUGGAGCUCCAGCUGUGCUCUACUUCAUCCCAGAGGAAGUCCCUGGCAGUGCCCCCAACGAUGCCCCUGGAGACAUCCUGCUACCCAGAGUUGUUGACUCUGCAGACCAAACAACAGAUCGCCUCGGACUGCAGGUUCAUCUCCCCAGCCAUGAAAUGUUCCUUGUUGUGCCAUGGACAAUGCCGCCAUCGCUGGAGGAUCCGAGGGCAGAAGCUCGAGUCCUGCUGGAGGGCAUUAUUAAAAGCAAGGAUGGGGUAGUGAUCCUCCGCCCUGAGGAGCAGCUGCAGCAUAUUAUCUCUCUCGGCCACGCCCACAUCACCGUCACAGACGACAGCAUCUACUGGGACGGUAGGUGUGAGACAUUCUGGGGGAUUUGUGUGUGAUGGGUAGCUGACAUA